Molecule: messenger RNA, 2931 nt
Organism: Ectocarpus siliculosus
Lineage: Eukaryota; Phaeophyceae; Ectocarpales; Ectocarpaceae
Source: the annotation of a GenBank genome assembly
AUGUCGCUGCUGCGGUGGCUCUUGGCGCCUGCGGGGUACUCCCUGCUACUCGGGAUCGUCGGGUGUGAAGCGAUCAGUGUCGAACUGUCGGAAGUUCUACCCAUCGAAGAAGCGUACGCUACCGGAGAGCACGCCGGCUUGUCGGCGUCCUCCAUCGAGGAUUUCUAUGGGGGCGAAGACCCUAUCGACGGGGACUGCGCCGUCGGGAGAUGUGUGGGACUGUUGACUCGUGAUGGCUCUCUUGAGUUGGACUCCCGUUACGGCUGCACACCACCCUACGCUGGCUUCUGCGGCGUAGACUUCGCCCUUUCCGCCGACUUUGUGGACAAGAGCAUUCUGGGGGGAGUAACAAUUGCGCUUCACCCUGACAGCAUGAGCAAGCUCCGGGUGCUCGUGGACGGUGCCACUAUUCUGGAGGAGUGGGACGCCGUCCCCGGGUCAUCGGAGCUGCAAGAAAUCCCCGGCCUUGAAGGUGUCGAAGGCGGACGCCUCAGCAUCGAAGGCGUCGAGGGCGCCGGGGAUUAUCUCGCCAUCCUUGAGGUGGGGAUCUACAUCGUUGUUGACGAGGUGGAGCCUCUCGGCGUGUCAGCCAGCACCCGGACGUCGAUCUCCGCCACCGCAACCACCAACAAUGCCUCGGCCAUCCUAACCUUGGACGGCGACGCAACGGACGGGUCGUCGUGGGCUUGCCUGUCGUCGGAAGGGGCGUGCGAAAUCACGUACGAUCUGCAGGCCGUGGAAUCCCUCCAGCAGCUCCGUAUUGCAUUCUCUACCAACACCGACGCGGGCGCCAAGCUCAACGUCUUGGCCGCCGGCGAGUCCGGGGUGUUCUCCUACGUGAGGUCGGGCCUCGAGGCCGGAGGCCGGCCCCUCGGGAGCGACGGCUUGCAGACCUUCGGCGGCGUGCUUGCCCUGGCUCGCUACGUCAGAAUUGAGGCCGUGCCCUCCGGUGAAGGCGGAGCAAUCGUGAUCAACGAGGUGGAACUCCGCGUCGGAGACGCUCCCGUGCGCCCUGUGUCCGAAAAGGCCUGGCUCCAGCCCACCGGCAUGCUGCCGCUGGCGGCAGACACGGGCAGCUCCGGCCACCCAAACUUCGACAACAGGGAGCCCAGCGCCGGCGGUUGUGAUUCUCCAGCCCACUUCGAGGGAUGCCACGUGUAUUACAUCAAGGACGGCGACAUGUCGGACGAUUCUCGAUGGACCUGCGGCCCUCUAGCGGCGGGGAACUUGGUCUCCAACAACGAGGAUUGCCACCUCAUGCUCAGCCUCAACUACUUCCGUUACGUCCGCCAAAUUCAGUUUGCAUUCCACAUGGGCGACGAGCAAUACAACGAGUUCAGCAUUGAGACGGUCGUUUCCUCUGCGAUCAGCUCGGGAGACUCCACGGACUAUCAGACGUUCGACAUUGAAGUGCACACCAACGAGAUCAGGCUGGUGCCCGUGUUUCAACGAGUCGAUCAGUGGAUCGGCAUCAAGGAGAUGGUGAUCCUCGAGACAAAGGAGAUGGGCUUCAUUAACGGGACGCUUCCGGUGUUCGACUACAGCUAUUGGUUCCCACGUGGGGACGGCGGCGACGACGAUAGCAGCGGUGACUCGGACGAAGACGUACCUACCCGGUUCGAGUUCCACAUGCCGAGGCCGGAAGACUACUUCCAGUUCAGAGUACCCCCCUCGACGGUGACAGCGGUGAAGCUAAGGUUCCCUUCCGACAGGCAGUUCGUCUUCAGAGUGAGCUACGACGAGAUCGAAACCGACGAGGAAAUCGUGGAGGAGUUCACCAGCGCCGGAGGACCCGACACCAUGGAAACGUUCACGUUGUCAGCUCCAGCCGAUGUCGAACGUUUUGUGUACAUCACGGCCGUGAGCGGACCGACGUUCGAGAGCCAACCAGAUUACCCGACCUUGAGGGUGAUCGACUUCCAGAUUGUGGGCGAGAUCAAAAAGGACCCCGGCCACUUCGAGGUCGUCACGACGACGAUGACAGUGUGGAGGGUAGUGCCGGACAUCAUCGGCGACGGGGUUUCCGACCAGGAGGAGAUCAUGACGACCAUCUGCGAGACCAAGGGGGGCGCCUUCGACGGCACGGACUGCGUCGGCGAGCUGGACGACUCUUCGGUCCACAUCAGCAUGAAGAACGGGCACUACUUUUUGGACGGCCCUGUUUUCUUGAAGAGCGGGGUGACUUUGUCGGGCGGGGACUACUCGUACAAUGAGCCUAGCAGAACAUAUCUCGUGCUACACAACCACACCAGGCUGGAAGACGCCGUGAUCGUGAUCGAUGGAGUGACCGGCGGCGAGGUGGAUUCCGUCUACAUCGAGCACCAGACACCCAUGACAGGAGAUAUAACUCCUGGAACAUUAGGAAACCUUUGCUUGGAGGUCCGGGGCUCACAGGACCUCAAGCUUGCUGAAAUCGACUGCCACCAGGCCCGCACGGGCGCCGCGCGAUUCGUCGACUCCAAGAACAUCUCGGUGUCCGUCAUCAGGGACGGCGAGUACGAGACGGGGAACUUCAUGGAGGUCGAUGGUGUCGACGACUUCCAUUUCGAGGGGAUUCCCGAAGUCGCGGGGCUGCGAAUCGAGGACAGCAACAACGUGGUUCUCCAGGGGGGAGCUUCAAACGUCUACGAAGUCCCAACACCGGUGUUCUUGCCCCCUACCGGUGGAGAUCAAGCGGCAAGCGUAGUGAUCACCGGUGCAUCGUCCGGGAUAGUUUUCCAAGACUGCUCGAUCUACGCUGGCGGUGACACCGCGCCUGUCCUGAUGGAAUCGACGGAACCCCUCACCCUGGACAACAUCCUGGGGUACGAAGCAGCCGAGAGCGGCGACUGCAUCAUAGACGUCCCACCGGAAAGCGGGGACGAUCUUAUCGUGCAACUGAAUUCCUACGCGAUCCUGUCCAAGGACGGCGACUGCUGGGUUUGGGACUAG